UUUUUUAUUUUAUUUUAUUUAAUUUAAUUGAUAAAAAAGAGAGAGAAAGUGAGAGAAGGAAAAGGAGAAAUCGAGAGAGAGUGAAGGAAGAAGAAGAAGAAGAAAAUGCUGAGCGCGACGGUGGCAGGAGCCCUCCUGGGAUUUGGGACCCAGUUAUACUCUAACGCCCUCCGAAAGCUCCCUUACAUGCGCCAUCCGUGGGAGCAUGUGUUGGGAAUGGGUUUGGGUGUGGUGUUCGCUCACCAAUAUGUUAAGUUCGACAUCAAGGCUAAGGAGGACCUAGACAAGAUACUAAUCAAGGCCAAGCAAGCCAAUGAACGCCGCUAUUUCGAUGAUGAUGAAGAUUAGAAGAUGUGGUACACACAAAUCACCUUUGUAUCAGAAUCCAAUUUUUUUUUCUUCUGAGAAUUAUGUGCCAGCUUGUGCUUUGGUUGUAAACAAUGUUUGCCUAAUUUGUACUUUGGUUCUCUCUUAGGAGAUGUGCACCGAGUCCAAGUGUUUUUCUGAGAAUAAAUUAUGCUGCUGCAUAUUCGUUUUCUGUACCUGCAGAAUACUAUGUUCUUUAUUUGUUGAUUUGUUGCCCUUCAUUUUCCUAGUACUAGAAUGCUGAAAGGAAAAUUGUGAGCGACAAUGAAGCAAAAAAAAUGUGACACAUGAUGAUGUUUG
Erythranthe guttata (spotted monkey flower) is the source of this 666-nucleotide messenger RNA. RefSeq names its product excitatory amino acid transporter. Lineage: Eukaryota; Viridiplantae; Streptophyta; Magnoliopsida; Lamiales; Phrymaceae. The record is from RefSeq and is a predicted model, not a curated record.